AUGCCUUUGUCUUUCGGUGCCGUUUGCGAUCUUCUCCAGAGCCUCGAGACGGACCUCGGUCGCAAGAGACGUCAGAGGGGAAGUAACAAGAUCGUGACUGACUGGUUCGCAAGUCACCGAGAGCAGAUCGAAAACGGAGAUGUUGACCGGACGGCGGUCCUGUCGACGCUGCUUCCGGAGAGGCGCACCGACAGGGUCUUUAACAUCAAGCACAACCGCCUUGAGAGCAUCAUUACCAAGGCCUGUGGUCUUGGCAAGAGGCGCCAGGAAGAGUUGACCAGGUGGCGCAAACAAGGUUCCGGCGUUGAUCUGGCUGAGUGUGUCGAGAACAUAUUGAAGGACGCUCCCAAUGGAACCGAGUGCGAUAUCACGGUCGAGGAGGUUGACAAGGUGCUGCAUCAGCUGGCGGCAGGAGUCGACUUCAGCUCACCCGCGGUGCGGUCGUCGCGACCGGCGGCGAGUUCAAACCUUGCUACCUCCAGAGACCACCUGCACCCUCUCACGCAUCUUUUCAGGCAGCUAUCACCAAGAGACGCCAAAUGGCUAUGUCGCUUAAUUCUCAAGACCUUUCUCCCAGUCGUCGUGCCAGAGGACCUGGUAUAUUCUCAGUGUCAUCCUCUGCUUCCCGCCUUGCUGAAUAUUCAUGACAACUUCGCUGUCGCAACUACCCUUCUCGAGCAACAGAUUCGUAACAGCCAGGCCCUCGGAAUCGAUCUUGACAGGGCCGAUAUCCCGCGGCUCAUCAAGCCCCAAGUCGGUGUCAAGGUUGGUCGGCAAACCUGGCUCAAGGCGCGAAGCAUACAACACUGUCUUGGUAUGGGCCGUGGUGUCAUGAGCUGCGAGAGGAAAAUGGAUGGGGAGUACUGUCAAAUUCAUAUUGACCUCUCCAAAGGCGAUCGAUGCAUUCAGAUCUUCUCCAAAUCCGGAAAAGACAGCACCAGGGAUCGCAUCAAGUUGCACAGCGCCAUCAGAUCGUCCCUUGGCCUCGGGACAGCAGCUUGCCGUUUCAAGAGGCGCUGCAUUCUGGAAGGGGAGCUGGUCGUCUGGAGUGAUCAGGAGAAGAAGAUUCUCGGCUUUGAGAAGAUACGAAGGCACGUGAAUCGUUGCGGGCGAUUUAUCGGCAUUGACGAGGACAGUCCGCCUCCAGCAACGGAACGUCUUAUGAUCGUAUAUUUCGACUUGUUAUUGGUUGACGAUGAGUCCAUGCUUAGCAGCAGGCAUUCCGAUCGCCGCCAGCGUCUCUCUACAUUGAUUCUUUGUGAAGAAGGUCGCGCCACCUUGGUGGAGAGAGAGGUCAUCAACUUCUCCUCCCGUCUGGCUGCAACGGAACUGCGCAAGGCUUUCGCGGCCUGCAUCGUCGAGAAAGAGGAGGGCCUAGUAUUGAAACCCGACGAACCUUACUUCAAUUUAGAGAUGGAUAAGCGUCGUUAUGCAUCCUGUUGUCUAAAGCUCAAGAAAGCAUAUGUCAAGAAUCUGGGCGACAUUGGCGAUUUUGCAGUCGUUGGUGCCCGCUAUGAUCCGACAAGGGCCAAAGUUCUAGGGCUGCCAAACACGAAGUAUACUCACUUUUACCUUGGAUGUAUAGCCAACAAGGCAGAGGCCACGCGCUUCGAAGAGGUGAGGCCCAGCUUUAUCAUCGUGGCCGAGGUUGAACUCAACGCCGCCAUGGCGGAAUAUUUCAAACAAUACGUCUUCACGAAAGCCGUGCCGCCGGACGAGAACGACCAACUGGAUAUCGAAUUGCCGUCAGGUAUUAUGCAGGGCAGACGAAUGUCGGCGGUGUUUCUCGAGCCUGCUGUCUUCGACAUCACCUGCUUCGCUUUUCACAAGGAGACCAAUACGAGGUUUUGGAGUCCGCGGUUCCCAUACGUCUCCAAAAUUCAUACAGACAGGUCAUGGAAGGACUGUCUUGGGUUCGAUGAGCUGCAAGAUCUCGCGGAAACGGACCGCAUGUGUCCCGAACAACAGGACAGCCAGGAGCUUGCUCAAUGGAUAACAAUCCUCGAAGAAGCCGAGUCGAAACGAAGACGUAAAGCUGCUCUUCAGGACAGCCAGUCCACAAAUGGCACAAUAACCACCGAUACUACCUCAGAGACUUGGCCAGGGCAUACCAUUAUGAAGGUAGGCACUGAGCCUGCUUCACGCCAGCCUCUAGGGGACGUCACGUCCAGCCCCUCGUCGCAAAGUAACGCUCUUCCCCCUGCAUUUCCGUCCUUGUCUGGGGUUGAAAAAUUGCAAGAUGAACCUGGUAUGACGGACCCAGGCCCUUCAUCCCCCUGUUUUUCAGUCGCGGCAUCUUUGCACUCGGAGGCGAACACCUCUGCACUAGCAAAGGCGUCAAAAAUGGCGUCCUCAUCAGUGGCUUCAAGAUUGGAUGUCCAGCCCUCAGCGAGAGAACAGCCAACUUGUCGCCACGCGGGUGAAAAUUGUGCUUUAGCCGGCCAUUUCAUCCUGCUCGCCCCAUGCGUCGCCAGCAUUCCAUGGCUCACCGAGGAUUUACUCCCAAGCCACGGCGUGGCGGCAGUCUUCAAAGACAUACCUUCGUGGCUCGCCUCGACUUCUUUAGCCGGCUCGCGUCGUAGGCAGCCCAGGCUGGUGCUCGUGGAACGGCGCAGGGCAGCAGCUACGGAGGCGUUUCUCACAAGGCUACAAUCCCAACCGUUAAAGGGCCCAGGUGGACAACCAGAGGUCAUGGUCGCAUACGACUGGCGCUUGCUAGAGGCUAUCACCUGUGAAGAGGACGCUCGAAAGAAGCGUAACAGACAUGGGACGAGACGCCAUAGGAUCGGGACUAGUGCGCAUGGAAAGGACUCAUGGAGGAAGUAUUACAUUGGGUUAUGCUAA
Cryphonectria parasitica EP155 is the source of this 2844-nucleotide messenger RNA. RefSeq lists its product as uncharacterized. The record is from RefSeq and is a predicted model, not a curated record. Bases 1 to 2844 code for a protein of 947 amino acids. Lineage: Eukaryota; Fungi; Ascomycota; Sordariomycetes; Diaporthales; Cryphonectriaceae. Gene Ontology annotation, cellular component: DNA ligase IV complex. The transcript is spliced from 2 exons. Gene Ontology annotation, biological process: double-strand break repair via nonhomologous end joining; DNA recombination; nucleotide-excision repair, DNA gap filling. Gene Ontology annotation, molecular function: DNA ligase (ATP) activity; DNA binding; ATP binding.